AUGUCGACCACUAUUGAAAAGAAGCCAAUUAACUUCUCCAACAUCCUUUUGGGUGCCGGCUUGAACUUGGCCGAGGUCACCACCUUGGGCCAGCCGCUCGAAGUUAUCAAAACCACAAUGGCUGCCAACAGAAGCUUGUCGUUGGUCCAGGCUGGAAAGUUGGUUUGGUCGCGUGGAGGUUUGUUCGGUUUUUACCAGGGGUUGAUUCCAUGGGCAUGGAUCGAGGCUUCCACAAAGGGUGCUGUCUUGUUGUUCGUCUCUGCCGAGGCCGAGUAUAGAUUCAGGACCAUGGGUGCCAGCAACUUCGUCUCCGGAAUGGGUGGAGGGGUGGCCGGUGGUGUGGCCCAGGCAUACCUUACCAUGGGAUUCUGUACAUGUAUGAAGACGGUCGAGAUCACCAGAGCCAAGCAGGCUAACGUGGCUGGCGCUGUGCAACAGUCCUCAUUCCAAGUAUUCCGUGAGAUCUUCAAGAAGGAAGGUAUCAGAGGUAUCAACAAGGGUGUCAACGCAGUGGCCAUUAGACAAAUGACCAACUGGGGUUCCAGAUUCGGAUUCUCAAGAUUGGCUGAAGAAGGUAUUAAGAACUUGACCGGAAAGAAGGGUGACGAUAAGUUGAAUGCUGUUGAGAAGAUCGCUGCCUCGGUGGUGGGUGGAGGUUUAUCUGCGUGGAACCAGCCUAUCGAGGUGAUCAGAGUGGAGAUGCAGUCGAAGACCAACGAUCCUAACAGACCCAAGAACUUGACUGUUGGUUCUGCUGCUAAGUAUAUCUACAAGAACAAUGGUGUGAAGGGUUUGUACAGAGGUGUUGCACCUAGAAUCGGUUUGGGUGUGUGGCAGACGGUGUUCAUGGUUGCAUUUGGUGAUAUUUUCAAGAAGAUGUUGAACGCUGACGGCGCAGGUCACUAA
Sungouiella intermedia is the source of this 906-nucleotide messenger RNA. The record is from the annotation of a GenBank genome assembly. Lineage: Eukaryota; Fungi; Ascomycota; Pichiomycetes; Serinales; Metschnikowiaceae.